This is a messenger RNA of Aspergillus fischeri NRRL 181, 1752 nucleotides long. RefSeq names its product putative thiamine pyrophosphate enzyme. Gene Ontology annotation, cellular component: mitochondrion; acetolactate synthase complex. NCBI's taxonomy places the organism in Eukaryota, Fungi, Ascomycota, Eurotiomycetes, Eurotiales, Aspergillaceae. The transcript has 12 exons. The record is from RefSeq and is a predicted model, not a curated record. The coding region runs from base 1 to 1752 and encodes 583 amino acids. Gene Ontology annotation, biological process: L-valine biosynthetic process. Gene Ontology annotation, molecular function: flavin adenine dinucleotide binding; acetolactate synthase activity; magnesium ion binding.
AUGAACGGCGAUAUCCAGACCAAGAAACGGAAAUGGGAAAGUGAUGCGCGUGUUGACUCCGCUGCCACAGGCUUCUUUGAGGCAUUGGUUGAGGCUGGAGUCAAGUAUUGUUUUGUGAAUCUGGGGAGUGAUCAUCCGGCUAUGAUCGAGGCCAUGAUCAAAGCGAAACAGGAAAACUCGACCAUAUUCCCCACAAUUAUCACCUGUCCUUCUGAACUGGUCGCUUUAUCUGCGGCCUUGGGUUAUGCUCAAGUAACCGGAUCACCACAAUGCGUCAUUGUACACGUCGACUGCGGAACCCUAGCAAUGGGCCAAUCCAUCCACAAUGCCUCCGUCACCCGAGUGCCCGUCCUGUGUUUUGCGGGAUUGAGUCCCUUCACUGACAGCGGGGAGAUGCUCGGUUCGAGAACAGAAUUCAUCCACUGGCUGCAAGAUGUCCCCGACCAAGCCUCUAUCGUGCGACAGUACUGCCGUUAUUCAGGCGAGAUCCGUACCGGCCGCAACAUCAAGCAGAUGGUGUAUCGCGCUAUGCAGUUUGCCAUGUCUGAUCCAAAAGGUCCGUCAUAUCUUACUGCCGCACGGGAAGUUCUGGAGGAGCAAGUGGAAAUUCCCGACCUUGGAAACGAACUCAUGGGCCCCGUCACCCCAUGUGCUUUGCCUGAACCCGAGGUCGAGCGCCUCGCCGCUGCUCUGCUAGGCGCCAAACGGCCGUUGAUCAUCACAGGCUAUAUGGGCCGGAAUCCACGGACGCCGCCGCUCCUGGCAGAAUUAUGCGACAAGCUCCCUAUUAGCGUUAUUGAAACUGUCGGGUCGGACGUGAGCCUCCGCAGUGAUCACGAGGCAUACCUUGGUGUGACGGUCAGCACGCAUCCGGCUGUUUGCGAGGCAGAUGUCAUCCUGGUGAUGGACUGUGAUGUUCCUUGGGUUCCGACGGCAGGCAAGCCUGCAGAUGGAACGAAGGUAUUCCACCUCGACGUAGACCCAUUGAAGCAACAGAUGCCAGUCUUCUUCAUGCAGGCCAUCCGGCGAUAUAAGGUCAGCUGCGAGCUAGCCCUCCAACAGCUCAACACCUACCUCGACAAGCAAUCCCUAGAUCGAGCCAAAUACGCCGAGGCAUUCGACGCACGCGCAGCACGCUACAGACAAUGGAGACAGAGCCUGCGUGACCUCGAAGUACCUUCACCAGAAGGCAUCGUGACGGUUCCAUACCUGUCGUCCAGACUCCGGCAGCACCUACCGGACGACAGUGUUAUUGUGAUUGAAGCGGUAACCAACGCUAUCCCCAUCAUCCAUCACUUGAAUCUUACCAAGCCCGGCACGCUCUACGGCAGCGGCGCAGGCGGCCUCGGCUGGGGCGGCGGUGCUGCACUGGGCGUCAAAUUGGCCAAGCGAGAUUCUUUCAUCUGCGCAAUCGUCGGCGACGGGACCUACCUCUUCUCGCAGAUGGAAUCCGUGUAUUGGAUCGCACGGCGAUACGACAUUCCUUUCCUCCUGGUUGUGCUGAAUAAUAGCGGCUGGAACGCACCUAAGGUAUCGACAUUGCUUGUCCACAAGGACGGUCUGGCGUCCAAGUCGAGUAGAGCGGAUUUGAACCUGUCAUUCGAGCCGUCGCCGGAUUACCCUGUUAUUGCGGCGGCGGCUGGCAACGCGUGGGGAGCGACGGUCACCAAGACGGACGAAGUUGAUUCGACACUGAAGAAGGCCGUGGAGGCUGUCCAAGGGGGUCGGUGUGCGGUUGUUGAAGUUCGGUGA